This is a messenger RNA of Echinostoma caproni, 525 nucleotides long. Lineage: Eukaryota; Metazoa; Platyhelminthes; Trematoda; Plagiorchiida; Echinostomatidae. The record is from the annotation of a GenBank genome assembly.
AUGCCACAGCUCCCCGAAGCCGACGAAUCUGACUGUCGAAAAAAUGAUUUUUACGAAUGGCACUUCAUUCAAGAGUUGUUAGACUGCCGCAAUAUCUCCACCACGACCAUUAAACGCCUUCUGCGUUCUCCCAACUAUGGUGGAGAUGGCCCGCAAAUACUGAAGACCAAACUCAACAAACACCUACGGCAAAAACGUCUGCCGGCCGACGACGAGGUCGGCCCCAUUACGUCCCUAACCUCCAAGGGAUUUCUGCACCGACAACGACUGAAUUGUUUCUUUACCAACGCUCAGGGUUUUUCAGAUAAAGGUAAAGCUCCUAGCUUUGAAGAAGAACUCAUCACGGGUUUAGAUAACAUUCAUCCACAAGCCCUUAUCACCCUGGCAAUUCACAUAGUGGAUCCCAGGGCAUCCGCUGAAGUUGGCACACCAAAAGAACCGCCUCGACUGCAGAUGCCAUUCAUUUUCAGUCAGAGUGUGCAGCACAUGGAACUCUCUACCACCUCACGUGGUCUGUGCGCCUAA